Piliocolobus tephrosceles (Ugandan red Colobus) is the source of this 1063-nucleotide messenger RNA. It is a transcript of the gene SMCO2, whose product is annotated as single-pass membrane protein with coiled-coil domains 2. Lineage: Eukaryota; Metazoa; Chordata; Mammalia; Primates; Cercopithecidae. The record is from RefSeq and is a predicted model, not a curated record.
CAUGCAUCGUAUGAUACCGUCGCUCUCCUAAGGUCUCCUGCUGCCAGCACAAGAGGCUGUGAAGGUGAAGAGGAUACAGAUUUGAGAUUAGUAUUACAGAAGUAGAAUGGCAAGAACUUGAGGACCAAUUGCGUAUGGGAAAUGUUGAAGCAAAAGCUGUGAAUAAUGACUCAAGUUUCUGGCCCCAGGGGUCUGGAUUGCAGUGCUGUUCAAGAGUGCCGAAGAAAUGGCUCUCACACCCACAAAUCUAAAUAAGGAGAUGUCUCUGCAGAUGAAGAUGGACUGCCAGGAACAAGAGUUGACUGAGAAAAACAACGGCUUUUUCCAAAAGCUCAAUGUGACUAAAGGUGUAAUGCAGGAAUGGAGGAGUAAUCUGCUAAAGGAAAUUAUCAAAGUGGACCACAUCUUAUACCAAUCAGAUGAUGAGGAUGGCAUUUCCUCCGAAAACCCUCAAACUGACUUCCUUCACAAGGGUAUGUUGGAGCUGGAGGCUAAGCAUGACCAGGACCUGAGUAAACAGGAUGAGCAAGAAACAGAUGUGGAUGAGUACCCUCAAGCAUCUACAUCUCUGCAGAUUUCAAAGAAGAACAUCCUUGAAUUGUGCCUGAAGGGCAUGUUCCUCAAGCUAAACUGCUGGAAUGCAAAGAUAAGUCUCCAGGUGAAAGAACUUAGAGUUGAUUACAUAGACAGAAUGGACAAAAUUGACAAUAUUAUUUUAAAAAUGUAACAGAAAACAGUGAAGAGCUUAUUAAAAGACAUGCUGACCCUGAAGGGUCAAAUUGAAAAGCUGGAGGACCGGGGCCUUGACCUUGAUCAAGGGACAAACACUGAGCUGUAUUACAAAAAUGUAGAUUUCAGUAGCAGGAAAUGUGCACUGAGGAUUUUCAUCAUGUUUUAUGUCCUCACCGUCACUGGACUUUUAUGUUACAUACUAUUUUUUGGUGCUACAUUUCUCUUUGAAAGGGUGCUUCUGAGAAUGCUUGGGUGCCGCACCACAUGGGACCUACGGGAGAUGAUAGAGCCUUUCUUGAAUUCGGAAGUGGAAGCCUUGUUACCCUCCUAA